UAGUUGAUCUUAUACAUUUGUUCGUGAUACUGCUUGGUAAUAUUUUGUUACUUUUUCGUACUUUUAUUGUUGUUUUGAAUUUUUACUUUCGGUUAUGAAUCGCAGAUUCUUCGAACAUUUUUGAUAAAAAAGUUAUGAAUAAGUUUUUGUAAUUAAUAUUUUUUAAAAUGUCAUCGUUAGCAUCAAAGGAUUAUGAUCUGCAUGGAAGAACAGACUCAUAUCGUGUUGCUACAGUUCCAUCUCAGUUUGAUGAUAAUAAAACAGUAGAUGGAAAACCAAAAACAAGGCGAAAAGCACCAUCGUCAAUUAGUACCAAGUAUAGUCAUGCUGAAAAUUUAGAUGAGUUGAAACAAGAUCCAUACUUGGACUAUCAUAAAGUACCAUUAGAUGAACUUUACCAAAGAUUUGGAACACACCCUGGAACUGGGUUAACUCAUGCGAAAGCUCGAGAAAAUUUAGAAAGAGAUGGACCUAAUACUUUGACACCACCAAUUACAACACCUGAAUGGAUAAAAUUUGCAAAACAGAUUUUUGGUGGAUUUUCAGUAUUAUUAUGGUGUGGAGCACUUCUGUGUUUCUUAGCUCAUACUGCAGAAACUAGUACUACAGAAGAUCCAAAUGAUGAUUAUAUUUACUUAGGUUCAAGUUUAAUAGUUGUUAUAGUAGUCACUGGCUUUUUAUCUUACUGUCGGCAGUUUAAUCAAGGUGCAAUCAUCCGAUCAUUCUAUGAAACAACUUCACAGUUUGCUGUAGUCAUACGCCAAGGUGAAUCAUUGACAUUACGAGCUGAAGAUCUUACUCUUGGUGACAUUGUUGAGCUUAAGUUUGGAGACCGUAUCCCAGCUGACUUAAGAAUUAUUGAGAGUCAUUCAUUUAAAGUAGAUAAUUCAUCACUGACUGGUGAAUCUGAACCACAAAGCCGCACUCCAGAAUUUACUCAUGAUGAUCCUUUGGAAACUAAAAAUUUUGCAUUUUCUUCCACUCAUGCUGUUGAAGGAACUGCUAAGGGUGUAGUUAUUGCAUGUGGAGAUAAUACUGUCAUGGGAAGAAUUGCUGGAUUAGCUUCAAGUUUAGAUAGUCGACCAACACCAAUUGCAAGGGAAAUUAUUCGUUUUGUGAACUUUGUUAACAUAACUGCUAUAAUUAUUGGAAUAUUAUUAUUCAUUAUUGCAUUGAUGAUGGGUUGUUAUUGGUUGGAUGCCAUUAUUUUCAUGAUAGGUUUUUUGGUUGCAGCUGUUCCUGAAGGUUUGUUAGCUACAGUAACUGUUUGUUUAACAUUAACUGCCAAGCGAAUGGCAUCUAAAAACUGUCUUGUAAAGAAUUUGGAAGCAGUAGAAACACUAGGAUCAACUUCAACAAUUUGUUCUGACAAGACUGGCACUUUAACUCAAAAUCGUAUGACUGUUGCUCACAUGUGGUUUGAUAAUCAAAUUAUUGAAGCAGAUACUACUGAAGAUCAAUCUGGGGUGCAAUAUGAUAGAUCUAGUCCUGGAUUUAGAGCUUUGGCAAGAAUCGCAACACUCUGUAAUCGAGCUGAAUUUAAAGCAGGACAAGAUGGUGUACCCAUUCUAAAAAAGGAAGUAAAUGGGGAUGCUUCAGAAUCUGCCUUAUUGAAGUGUAUGACACUUGCUCUUGGUGAUGUAAUGUCGAUCAGAAGACGUAACCGUAAAGUUUGCGAGAUACCUUUUAAUUCAACAAAUAAAUAUCAGGUUUCAAUCCAUGAGAAUGAAGAUUCUUCAGAUUCUCGACAUUCACGAUAUUUAUUAGUUAUGAAAGGAGCUCCCGAACGUGUCCUUGAUCGUUGCUCUACCAUAUUUAUCGGGGGGAAAGAAAAAGUUCUUGAUGAAGAAAUGCGUGAAGCAUUUAAUAACGCUUACUUAGAAUUAGGUGGUCUUGGUGAGCGCGUCCUGGGUUUUUGUGAUAUGUUAUUACCAUCAGACCGUUUUCCUAAAAAUUUCCUGUUUGAUGUCGAUGAACCUAAUUUUCCAUUAAGUGGAAUGCGAUUUGUUGGUUUAAUGUCUAUGAUAGAUCCACCAAGAGCAGCAGUUCCAGAUGCUGUGGCUAAAUGCCGUUCAGCUGGUAUAAAAGUUAUUAUGGUUACUGGAGAUCAUCCUAUUACUGCUAAAGCAAUUGCAAAAUCUGUUGGAAUUAUAUCUGAAGGAAAUGAAACAGUUGAAGAUAUCUCUCAGAGAUUAAAUAUUCCUAUAUCUGAAGUAAAUCCAAGAGAUGCUAAUGCAGCUGUAGUACAUGGUUCUGAAUUAUUAGAUUUGCCUCCAGAGGUUUUGGAUGAAAUAUUAAGGUACCAUAAAGAAAUAGUAUUCGCAAGAACUUCGCCUCAACAAAAAUUAACUAUUGUUGAAGGUUGUCAAAGAAUUGGCGGAGUCGUUGCUGUAACUGGAGAUGGUGUUAAUGAUUCACCGGCACUUAAAAAAGCGGAUAUUGGUGUUGCAAUGGGAAUUUCUGGAUCAGAUGUUUCAAAAGAAGCAGCUGACAUGAUUCUUUUAGAUGAUAAUUUUGCUAGUAUUGUUACUGGCAUAGAAGAAGGACGUUUAGUAUUUGAUAAUUUAAAAAAGUCUAUUACUUAUACUCUUUCAUCUAAUGUUCCUCAAUUAUUGCCGUUCAUUGCUUUUAUCAUGCUAAGCAUACCAUUGCCUAUUGGUGCUAUUGCUAUAUUAUGCAUUGAUCUUGGUACAGAUAUGGUUCCAGCCAUUUCAUUGGGUUAUGAGCAUCCAGAAUCAGAUAUAAUGAAACGCCCUCCUAGAAAUCUAAUUAGAGAUAAACUAGUGAAUAACAGAUUAAUAUCUUUGGCAUUUGGUCAAUUGGGUGUUAUUGAAGCAUUUGCUGGUUUUUUCACUUAUUUUGUAAUCAUGGCUGAAAAUGGAUUUAUGCCGUAUAAAUUAAUUGGAAUACGUCGUGAAUGGGACUCUAGAGCUGUUAAUGAUUUACCAGAUUCUUAUAACCAAGAAUGGACCUACCAAGACCGCAAGUCCUUAGAGUAUACGUGCCAUACAGGCUUUUUCAUAGCUAUUGUAGUAGUACAAUGGGCAAAUCUUAUUAUAUGCAAGACAAGAAGAAAUUCAAUCACACAUCAAGGAAUGAGAAAUAUGGCUCUGAACUUCAGUUUAAUAUUUGAGACAGUCUUAGCUUUGUUCUUAUGUUAUUUACCUGGAAUGGAUGAAGCGUUACGCAUGUAUCCAUUAAAAUGGACUUGGUGGAUUCCUCCAAUACCAUUCAUGCUAGCUUUAUUCAUUUAUGAUGAAGUAAGAAAAUUUUACAUAAGACGAAAUCCUGGUGGAUGGUUGGAGAAAGAAACAUACUAUUAAUUCAUUUGCGUUAAUUGAGUUAAUUAAUAUUAAAUAGUAGCUAAUUUAGUUUCAUGAUCACUUAUUAUAAAUAUAUUCUUUAAAAUGAAAAUAUUGUUUUAAAAAAUAUAUAUUGAUCUUGUUUAAAUUUCAAUUCUUAACUAUAGUAUGCACUAUAACAAUUCAUAUACUUAAUGAUAACAAUAUAGAGAUAUAAUCUCAAUAAGUUUCUUAUAUAAAUGUGUACAUGAUCAUUUCAAUUUGUAUGGCAAAAUUUGAAUGACAUUGGUUUAAUUUUUUUCUUUUAUUUCUGUUAUUUUUGGUGGUUUAUAAUGUACUCAAUAGUAUAUAAUAUUUACCUUUCAC
Molecule: messenger RNA, 3668 nt
Organism: Rhopalosiphum maidis (corn leaf aphid)
Lineage: Eukaryota; Metazoa; Arthropoda; Insecta; Hemiptera; Aphididae
Product: sodium/potassium-transporting ATPase subunit alpha-like
Exons: 17
Coding region: 168-3323 (1051 amino acids)
Biological process (GO): intracellular potassium ion homeostasis; sodium ion export across plasma membrane; potassium ion import across plasma membrane
Cellular component (GO): membrane
Molecular function (GO): P-type sodium:potassium-exchanging transporter activity; ATP binding; ATP hydrolysis activity
Source: RefSeq, a predicted model, not a curated record